CCAAGUUGAAUUCUAUAUGAAUGAAAAUACAUUUAAAGAGAGACUAAAGCUCUUCUUCAUCAAAAACCAAAGAUCAAGUCUGAGAAUACGAUUAUUCAAUUUUUCUCUCAAGCUACUAAGCUGUUUCUUAUACAUAGUUCGUGUGCUCCUGGAUGAUCCUACACAAGGACUUGGAUGUAAGGAAUUAAACCAGAGUUGUUCCAGUCAAAACUACACACCUGGAACGAUUGAUUGGUCUCCUAUUAUUUGGGUGAAUCGAAGCUUGCCUUUAUGGGGAUUACAGGUUUCUGUGGCUUUAAUAAGUCUCUUUGAAACUCUGCUGCUGAGUUAUCUAAGCUACAAGGGAAAUAUCUGGGAACAAAUUCUGAGAAUACCCUUUCUCCUGGAAAUAAUUAACGCUGUCCCUUUCAUCAUCACGAUUUUCUGGCCAGUCCUAAGAAACCUGUUUAUUCCUGUAUUUUUAAAUUGUUGGCUGGCAAAACAUGCAUUAGAGAAUAUGAUUAAUGAUCUUCACAGAGCCAUUCAACGCACACAGUCUGCAAUGUUUAACCAAGUCCUCAUUUUAAUAUCUACCUUACUAUGUCUUAUCUUCACUUGUAUUUGUGGAAUUCAGCAUCUGGAACGAGCAGGAAACAGGUUGACUCUCUUUGACUCCCUUUAUUUCUGCAUAGUGACGUUUUCCACUGUGGGCUUUGGGGAUGUUACACCCAAGAUAUGGCCUUCAAAGCUGCUUGUUGUCAUUAUGAUCUGUGUUGCCCUUGUGGUGUUGCCCAUACAGUUUGAACAGCUGGCAUAUUUGUGGAUGGAGAGACAAAAGUCUGGUGGUAACUACAGUCGACACAGAGCUCAGACGGAAAAACAUGUUGUACUGUGUGUUAGCUCUCUGAAGAUUGACUUACUUAUGGAUUUCUUAAAUGAAUUCUAUGCUCACCCCAGAUUACAGGACUAUUAUGUCGUUAUUUUGUGUCCUACUGAGAUGGAUGCUCAGGUCCGAAGGGUUUUACAAAUCCCAAUGUGGUCCCAAAGAGUUAUCUAUCUGCAAGGCUCAGCACUAAAAGAUCAAGAUCUGUUGAGAGCUAAAAUGGAUGACGCUGAAGCUUGUUUCAUUCUGAGUAGCCGCUGUGAGGUGGACAGGACAGCAGCUGAUCAUCAAACCAUUUUAAGAGCGUGGGCAGUUAAAGACUUUGCUCCAAAUUGUCCUUUGUAUGUCCAAAUACUGAAACCCGAGAACAAAUUCCACAUCAAGUUUGCAGAUCAUGUUGUGUGUGAAGAGGAAUUCAAAUAUGCUAUGCUAGCUCUGAAUUGUAUAUGCCCAGCUACCUCUACAUUAAUCACACUGCUGGUUCAUACAUCUAGGGGACAAACAGCCCCAUGGGAAGCUUUCAGACAACUAACUGGAACCAAGCAGACUUUAAACAGGGAGAGUCAGCAAUCAUCGGAACAAUGGCAAAAAAUGUAUGGGAGAUGCUCUGGUAAUGAAGUGUAUCAUAUUAACCUGGAAGAAAGUACUUUUUUUGCUGAGUACGAGGGGAAAAGCUUCACAUAUGCUUCUUUCCAUGCACAUAAAAAGUUUGGAGUCUGUCUGAUUGGUGUUAGAAAGGAAGAUAACAAAAACAUUUUGCUGAAUCCAGGUCCUCGAUAUAUCAUGAGUUCUACAGAUAUAUGCUUUUAUAUAAAUAUCACCAAAGAAGAGAAUUCUGCUUUUAAGAAGCAAGAAAAACAUAGAAAAAAACAUGAAUCAAAGUUAUCUUAUCAUGGAGCUUCUAGGUUACCUGUACACAGUAUAAUAGCCAGCAUGGGGACAGUGGCUAUUGAUUUACAAGAUACAGGAUGCCGAACGUCUAGUGGACCUACACUAGCUCUUCCUUCUGAGGGAGGUAAAGGGGGCAGACGGCCCAGUAUAGCACCCGUUUUGGAAGUUGCAGACUCAUCCUCGCUUCAGACAUGUGACCUGCUAAGUGACCAGUCAGAAGAUGAAACUACCCCAUCAGAUGACGAAGUCUCUGCAGGCUUAGAGUAUGCCAAAGGCUAUCCUCCUUACUCUCCAUAUAUUGGAAGCUCUCCCACAUUUUGUCAUCUUCUGCAUGAAAAAGUACCCUUCUGUUGUCUUAGACUAGAUAAGGGAUGCCAACAUAACUACUACGAAGACGCCAAAGCCUAUGGAUUCAAAAAUAAAUUGAUUAUAGUUGCAGCAGAAACUGCUGGAAAUGGCUUAUAUAACUUUAUUGUUCCACUCAGAGCUUAUUACCGACCAAAGAAAGAACUAAAUCCCAUUGUAUUACUUCUGGAUAACCCGCCAGAUAUGCAUUUUCUGGAUGCAAUCUGUUGGUUUCCAAUGGUUUACUACAUGGUGGGCUCUAUCGACAACCUAGAUGACUUAUUAAGAUGUGGGGUCACCUUUGCAGCUAAUAUGGUGGUGGUCGACAAAGAAAGUACAAUGAGUGCUGAGGAAGACUACAUGGCAGAUGCUAAGACUAUUGUAAAUGUCCAAACACUCUUUAGGUUGUUCUCAAGCCUAAGCAUUAUUACAGAACUAACUCACCCAGCCAACAUGAGAUUCAUGCAGUUCAGAGCCAAAGACUGCUAUUCUCUUGCUCUAUCCAAAUUAGAAAAGAAAGAGCGGGAGAAGGGAUCUAAUCUGGCAUUUAUGUUUCGACUGCCCUUUGCCGCUGGCAGGGUCUUCAGCAUCAGUAUGUUGGAUACGCUGCUUUAUCAGUCAUUCGUAAAAGAUUAUAUGAUUUCUAUCACAAGACUUCUGCUGGGACUUGAUACAACACCAGGAUCUGGGUUUCUUUGUUCUAUGAAAAUCACAGAAGAGGAUCUAUGGAUUAGGACAUAUGCCAGACUAUAUCAGAAACUUUGUUCUUCUACAGGAGACAUUCCAAUUGGAGUCUAUAGGACAGAAUCCCAAAAGCUUACAACAUCCGAGUCACGAGAAAUGGCUUCACAAUCUCAAAUCUCUAUCAGUGUGGAAGAAUGGGAAGACACUAAAGACAUCAAAGAACAGAUUAGUUAUCGUAAUAAUCAUCGUAAUUCAACAUCUAGUGAUCAGUCUGAUCAUCCCUUGUUACGACGAAAAAGCAUGCAGUGGGCCCGACGGCUGAGCAGAAGGGUACCGAGGCACUCCGGGAAAACAGCCGAGAAGAUAAACCAGCAGCGAAUGAACCUUUACAGGAGGUCAGAAAGACAGGAGCUUGCUGAACUUGUGAAAAACAGAAUGAAGCAUCUGGGCCUUUCUCCAGCAGGAUACGAUGCAAUGAACGAUCAUCAGAACACCCUUUCUUACAUCCUGAUCAAUCCUUCUCCAGAUACAAGAUUAGAGCUGAAUGAUAUAGUAUACUUGAUCCGACCUGAUCCAUUGGCUUAUGUUCCAAAUACUGCACCAAGCCGAAAAGACAGCUUCUGCAAUACAGUGGGACAAGACACCAGGGAGGAAACACAACUUUGAUAUGGAACUUAUCACAAAACUAAUAGACAAUUUUAUACACAUGUUGUUUCCACUAACCAUUUUGAAAACUGAGUGGUACAUUUUAUUCAGAUUUUAGAAACAAAAAGACAGUGGGUAAGUGACCAAAUUUAGAAAUAUGGUGUCUAGAAACUGAUUUAAGGUAUUGCCAGGCUAGCGGCCUGUUCAAUAUGGUGUUGAACUUUGUCAGCUUAACAGAAUUAUGGCACCUAUUGCUAUUUAACCCGUAUGAGCAAAUGAUUUUAAAAGUGACAGAUUCCAUCAUGUGUUUUGCUUAGAUGCAUCUAAGCAUAUUUAUCAAGGUGACAGAAUGUCAGUGACUAAGCUUCUGACCUAUGUCAGUAAAGAUUAUCUGAUGCCUCUAGAGAGACCAUGCAUAAUUUGUAGUAGAAAAUAUAUUAAUACCUAAGGCUGCCAAACAAGGCUUUGCGUGUCAAGAACCUAGCCUUUGGAAUAUUUUUCAAUCUCAGCCUGGCACCCACUUAUAUUAGAACAGGCUAGUUUCAGUCCCAUUUUAGCCUCCAGGACUUGAAUGUUAGUUCUCUGGGUUUACACAGAUCAGGUUGAAUGACACAACCUAGUCACGCCUUAGAGGUUGAGAUCUGAGGCGUAUCCGCUGAAAAUGAACUCAGAGGAGCCCACCUGGAGGAAAGUCCCUCAUCUCACACAGGCAGCCCCCCCUGCAUUUGCAAAAACUGGGAAGGUACUAUCUGUGUGAUGCUGCAAACAAUGGUAGCUCAGGUGAAAUAUAACCCUUUUUAACUUUAGUGAGUUUGUCAAUAGAAGCCUGAAUAGAUUAUGAUACAAAAGUGAGAGCAUCCCUCUAGGGAAUGAUUCAUACCACAGAUCCUUCCCAUUUCCAUGAAUAUGCCAGAACUGCAGCUAUCCAAAGUACAUUCAUGCCUGGUCAUUCAGAUUACCCAGAAAUGAUGCAUUUCCAUAUGAAAUUAUGUAUCACAUUGAAAAUUAAGGAAAUUUGUAAUCCAUUCCAUAAAACAAAUGUAGUACCAUAUUAUGUGAAAAGGCACCAUGGGUCUGAAGAUUCCAUUUUGGCAUUAAGUACACAAGAAAGCAUCUGCUAAUGUGUGAAACAUCUGAAGCUGCUACAGAAUCUCUAGUGUACACAUAAAAGAAUGCCACAUUUGGUCAAGCUUUCUAGAGAAUUAAGCAUAUCUGUACAUCAUCAUCAUCCAAAAUAACAUUCUUGCUUUGCCAUCUGUCACAAAGGGGGAAGAGCAUGCUUAAGGUGAAAACCCUGCUGUUACAAUUAUCCAUAUAGAACUGGUACAAGAAAUUUGGCAGGUAGUCUACAAUUGAAAAUUUGAUUAUUGUUUGAAUUCCCUUGAUGUCCUACAUGCACAAAAGUUCAGUCAAAAUGGUUUACAUUCUCUUCUACAUUAUUUGGUAGAACAACUAUAAUUUAUUUCUGAAAAAUAAAACAGCAAGUUGCCCAGUGAACAACUCAUGGAUGUGAAUAUGUUUAUCAGCAUUGUAAGGAUGUUGAAAUCAGGUCACAUUCAUAUUAGGAAUGAGAGCAAAUCUGCUAUUAUUCUCUCCCUUCCUCUUAAUUCUUCCAAAAUUAAUCUGUUCCAUAUUAAGUCAGAAAUCCUAAAGCCAAAUUUUAAAAUAACCCAGUCAUUAUGAACCCCUCCCAGACCAACGACUGGACUGGGACCUAACACAGACUUGCAGUGGACUGAAGCCAUCAGAAGACCAAGAGUUUUACAAGAAUAUAGGAUAACUGGAAAGUAGGGUUUCUCAGCAGUUUUUCAAUACUGACAUAUUAAAGUAGCAUCAUGGUUUAGAAGGGUUUCAGGGAUUCUUCACAGAGACCAUUAUUCUUCAGUGUUUUUUCACACACACUAGUCUUUUAUCAAAUUAUUCCCAGGUAAAAACAAACUAUUUCAAAUGUUCCCUCCAGGCACUAUGGAAAAAAAGAAACAAUUGAAACAGCUGCACAGACUGAAGUCUACAGUUCUUUAAAAAACAGUAUGUGGUACAGGAUCUUGUCCAAGACCUGUCACAGGAGUUAUUCCAGAAGAGAUUACAUGUGCAGCGUGUAUCGCUUCUGAUUUUUAGUGCCUUCAGUGUGAAGACUGGAUUCCAGUUGAAUAUUUAAAAAAAAAAAAAAAUACAAGGAUCCUUUGUUUCAUAUCAAAGGUCUUUCAAAUGGAAACUCAAGGAGGUAGACAGGAUUCCAGAAAUAUGCCUACCCUUCAGCUGGCAAGCUAGAGACUCUGCUUUCGGUGUCAUUCACACCCUGUUCACAGGCACUCCCACACAUUGCCUAUAGUACACCAUCCACCCAAGGACUCUCUGCCACAAGGAUCUAUAGCUGGGAGUGAUGCAUUUAACAACCUAUAAAGCAGUAGAAACAAGCAAGUCAGAUAUAUCCAUUUUUCCACCCAACUCAGCGGAAUUGCUGCUCAGCUGGAGUUAAAUAGUAGCAUCUAAUGUGACCUGAUACAGCUCCCAAGCUUAAUGAAUUUCUAAUUGCUCAUUAGCCCCAGAAAUUUGCUAAAGCAAACACAAAGACAGCUGAAGACACUUGCAGUCUCUAAAAUGAAUGAAAAGUAAUAUUUCUGAACAAAAUAAUAGGUUCUCUUCAAAGUCUGCUGGAAGGACAAGCAAGGUAAUAGAAGCAACAUCUUUUUUAUGAAGCAGAAGUUCUAAUAAUCCAUAAAUAAUAUACCACAAAGUUCUUUUAUUCAAAAUAUACUGCCUUUCACAUUAAAAGCAGAACAGCUUUGCUUCCUCUGUGAUAUCUUCACGGACAGACACCAUUCUAGUGAGAUUUGCACCUUCCAAGAACCAUCCUGAGCACUUCUACAUUAACACUGAAUGAGACAGUACACACAUUCCUUCAAUGGCCAGGAAGGCAAUUCUCCUACAGUCAAUCCUCUGUUCACAUGCUUUCUUCUCAUCAUGAUUGUCAGAAACAUAAGUCUAGCUGGACUGGAGACCAGCUUGAGGAACAGUAAUUGCUAUGCUCUCUACUGGAAGAGGGAUGUUGAAGUUCUAGAAUCAGCAGGUCCGAAUGACAGUUGAACAGGGGAAUUUAGUGUGGUCAUAGUUCACUCAAUAGAUGGAGAAGUUUAGAGCUAUAAUCAGUGGCAUAAGCAAGACAUUUAAUCCUAAACCAGUUGCCAAAGGUCACAUGACCAGAUAAUCUAUAUUUGUUUCUUUCAAUUGGAAAAAAAACAAAGCCCAAACACCAGGAUUAUUUCAAUCUGUGCUUAACUGUAUGUAUUUUCCUCCUAACUCAAAGUCCCCAACACAACCUUACCACAUACCAAGCAAUUUGGUACCCAAAGUCAUGAUGCCAGUGAAGAAAGUGAUAGCAGGUAAUAAUUACUUCAUUCUCACAAGGGAAUUCUCCAGAAAAGAGGGAGUUUCCUAUGAAAACAUGUUACCUAGUCUGCAAUAAAAAGUGAAAAAUGUUUCAGUGGAA
Messenger RNA from Calidris pugnax (ruff), 6917 nucleotides. It is a transcript of the gene KCNT2, whose product is annotated as potassium channel, sodium activated subfamily T, member 2. The record is from RefSeq and is a predicted model, not a curated record. Gene Ontology annotation, cellular component: membrane. The transcript has 30 exons. Gene Ontology annotation, molecular function: intracellular sodium-activated potassium channel activity. Gene Ontology annotation, biological process: potassium ion transport. The coding region runs from base 17 to 3448 and encodes 1143 amino acids. Lineage: Eukaryota; Metazoa; Chordata; Aves; Charadriiformes; Scolopacidae.